AUGUCUGCUUCUGUUAAUGACCUCGAGAAGAAGCUUCUGGAAGCUGGGGAAGAGCUUCUUAACCCACUUGGCACUUCCUUCCUCAGUUCCGAGUCUUCUUCGGAUUCUCGACGUGAGCUCUUCCUUCAAUAUUUUCGUGUUUGUUGUGGAUUUCUAGUGUUUCUAGUAUUUUUAGGUGAUUUAUGUGUGAAUGUGUUGGUACCUGUGUUUGAUGACAAUUCCUGUGUAUUACUGCAGAAGCUUUGCCUCUCCCUGCCAGAGGUGGAACAGGAUCCUCCUAACUCAACCCAGAAAGCGCUCUCUCCGUUGAAGAAUGCAUUAGUCUCUGAAAGACUCUUCAAGAAUUCGAAUGUCAAUGUGAGAGUUGCUGUUGCUUCCUGCAUCAUCGAGAUUAUGAGGAUAACUGCUCCAAACGCUCCAUACGAUGAUGACAAGAUGAGGGAAGUGUUCGGGUUGGUUGUAUCAUCGUUUGAACAUCUAGCUAACAAAUCUAAUCGCUCAUAUUCUAAAAGGACAUCGAUCCUUAAAAAUGUGGCUUUGCACCGAGUACCUGUUGUGAUGCUGGAUCUUGAUUGUGAUGCACUUCUUAUUGAUAUGUUCCAACAUUUUCUCAAGGCUCUAAGAGAUCACCAUCCAAUGAUAGUUUAUUCACAUAUGGAGAUCAUUAUGACCCUUGUUUUAGAAGAAAGCGAGGAUAUACCUCCAGGGUUACUUUCACCAAUUCUAAGUCACCUUAAAAAGGAUGAUAAGAAGAUUCCCCAAGUAUCACGGAGGUUGGCAGAACAAGUUCUAAUUAACUGUGCUAUCAAGCUCAAAACGUAUCUGAAUGAAGCUGUGAAAUCAUCGGGGGUCUCUUUAGAUAAGUGCUGUAGUGUAGUUGCUUCAAUAUGUGAAGGGACCUUCAUUGGUUUGAAGCAAAAUGAAGUCGUCGCUCAGCAGAAUACACACAAUGUAGACCCUGAGAAAAGCUGUGGACCUAAGAAGAUAAGAAACCUGGAGAAGUCACUUGCUCAUAAUUCAUCUAAAGAAGCUGAUCCAGCAGAAACCGAGGCUCAGAUACACAAGCGAGCUCGAUUCCAAAGUUGCAACAUGUUGGAGAAGACUAUUUCGGAAGCAGAAGGAAGAGUCCCUCAACCUUGCUCUGUCACACUUCAGUUGGCUAAGGUGAAACAGAGCAUCGUCGACACUAUAACCAGUGUAAGACAGUUUCGCUCUGAGCUAAAGAAAAAGGAAGAUAACCUAGAAGCUUCCCUGCUGGAAGUUGACAUCUUAGGGGAGAAGAUAUUGGGCGUCAGCAAAAUCCUCAACUCAUGA
This is a messenger RNA of Microthlaspi erraticum, 1314 nucleotides long. NCBI's taxonomy places the organism in Eukaryota, Viridiplantae, Streptophyta, Magnoliopsida, Brassicales, Brassicaceae. The record is from the annotation of a GenBank genome assembly.